Messenger RNA from Diabrotica balteata, 12556 nucleotides. NCBI's taxonomy places the organism in Eukaryota, Metazoa, Arthropoda, Insecta, Coleoptera, Chrysomelidae. The record is from the annotation of a GenBank genome assembly.
GAUUAUGUUGUUGCCGAUAUUUUUACUCCUUUUAGUCGUAUGGCCGUUAACGGUUUCCAGUGAGAAUUGUGAGAAAAUAGAUUGGCUUCAACCAUUUAACAAUGAGAGCAGUAUAUGUCAUUCCAAUGGAUGGUUUAUUGAUAAAAGCGACAAAGACUGUCGACAAUAUUUUGUAUGCAUUAAAAAUGGCGAAACCUUUAUAGUAAUUUACUUAAAAUGUCCAACUGGACUGCACUUCGAUAGCACAAUUAAUGAUUGUAGUACUGAAUAUAUUUGUCCCUAUCAGACAAUACCUACUACUAGUAAUCCAUCUACUGAACAAAUCAAAACAACCAGUGAAUGGUAUAUUAAAGACAGCUCCAGCCAAGCACCCAGGACAACCACAUAUCAAUCUGACUUAACAAAUAGUGACUCAGAAUCACUAACAACUAAAAAUACACCAACCACAUUAGAUGGUAAUAUAAGUUCCAGUACAGAACCUGAACUAACCUCGCUCACGACAGACUCAUUCACUAGUGGAUCCGAUAAAACAAUAUCGACUAUCACAGAAUUAACAACAACCGAAAAACAGCAAACAACACCCAUCGACGAGUGUUCCUAUAAUGAAAAUCCUGACUACUUCACUUGUACAGUGAAAGGCAGAUUCAGAAAUGCAAAUGACAGAACCUGUACAACCUAUUAUCUAUGCAAUGUUUUAAGUAGUGGAAGAGUAAUCCAAACGAAAUAUACUUGUCCUACAAACUCAAACUUUAAUCCAGCCAAACAACUUUGUGAUGUAGACUAUAAAUGUCCCUGUCCUUUAGCGCCAGAUACAACCAUAACCUCAACUUCUCCUACAGUAACAACCGAUGACAAUAUAACUACUGAAGUUUCCACAGAGAAGGAGAUAACAUCAAGUACAACAGUGAUAAGCGAUAGAAAUACUAAUCAAGAUAACAACGAUAGUAGUACAUCAAAUACCGAGACAACAGAAAAUAUAACAAAUACUUCAGAUAAUGAAACAAGUUCCAGCACAGAACCUGAAAGUUACAGCACGGACGAUAGUAGUACAUCAAAUGCUGAGACAACAGAAAAAGUAACAAACACAUCAGAUGAUGAAACAAGUUCCAGCACAGAAUUUGAAAGUGCCAGUACCGAAUCUGAAAUAAACUCGUCCACGACAGACUCAUCCACUAGUGGAUCCGAUAUAAUAACAUCGACUACCCCAGAAAUAACUACAACUGAAAAACAGGAAACACCUAUUGACGAGUGUUCCUAUAAUGAAGAUCCUGAUUACUUUACAUGUACAGUGAAAGGCAGAUUCAGAAAUGCAAAUGAUAGAACCUGUACAACCUAUUAUCUAUGCAAUGUUUUAAGUAGUGGAAGAGUAAUCCAAACGAAAUAUACCUGUCCUACAAACUCAAACUUUAAUCCAGCCAGACAACUUUGCGAUGUAGACUAUAAAUGUCCUUGUCCUUCAGUACCAGACACUACUAUAACCUUAACUUCUCCUACAGUCACAACCGAUAUAACUACUGAAGUUUCCACAGAGGAGGAGAUAACAUCAACUAAAACAGUGACAACCGAUAGAAAUACUAAUCAAGAUAACAAUGAUAGUAGUACAUCAAAUACCGAGACAACAGAAAAUAUAACAAACACUUCAGAUAAUAAUACAAGUUCCAGCACAGAAUCUGAACUAACUUCGUCCACGACAGACUCAUCCACUAGUGGAUCCGAUAUAAUAACAUCGACUACCCCAGAAAUAACUACAACCGAAAAACAGGAAACACCUAUUGACGAGUGUUCCUAUAAUGAAGAUCCUGAUUACUUUACAUGUACAGUGAAAGGCAGAUUCAGAAAUGCAAAUGAUAGAACCUGUACAACCUAUUAUCUAUGCAAUGUUUUAAGUAGUGGAAGAGUAAUCCAAACGAAAUAUACCUGUCCUACAAACUCAAACUUUAAUCCAGCCAAACAACUUUGCGAUGUAGACUAUAAAUGUCCUUGUCCUUCAGUACCAGACACUACUAUAACCUCAACUUCUCCUACAGUCACAACCGAUGACAAUAUAACUACUGAAGUUUCCACAGAGGAGGAGAUAACAUCAACUACAACAGUGACAAACGAUAGAAAUACUAAUCAAGAUAACAACGAUAGUAGUACAUCAAAUACCGAGACAACAGAAAAUAUAACAAACACUUCAGAUAAUAAUACAAGUUCCAGCACAGAAUCUGAAAUAACUUCGUCCACGACAGACUCAUCCACUAGUGGAUCCGAUAUAAUAACAUCGACUACCCCAGAAAUAACUACAACCGAAAAACAGGAAACACCUAUUGACGAGUGUUCCUAUAAUGAAGAUCCUGAUUACUUUACAUGUACAGUGAAAGGCAGAUUCAGAAAUGCAAAUGAUAGAACCUGUACAACCUAUUAUCUAUGCAAUGUUUUAAGUAGUGGAAGAGUAAUCCAAACGAAAUAUACCUGUCCUACAAACUCAAACUUUAAUCCAGCCAAACAACUUUGCGAUGUAGACUAUAAAUGUCCUUGUCCUUCAGUACCAGACACUACUAUAACCUCAAUUUCUCCCACAGUCACAACCGAUGACAAUAUAACUACUGAAAUUUCCAAAGAGGAGGAGAUAACAUCAACUACAACAGUGACAACCGAUAGAAAUACUAAUCCAGAUAACAACGAUAGUAGUACAUCAAAUACCGAGACAACAAAAAAUAUAACAAACACUUCAGAUAAUAAUACAAGUUCCAGCACAGAAUCUGAACUAACUUCGUCCACGACAGACUCAUCCACUAGUGGAUCCGAUAUAAUAACAUCGACUACCCCAGAAAUAACUACAACCGAAAAACAGGAAACACCUAUUGACGAGUGUUCCUAUAAUGAAGAUCCUGAUUACUUUACAUGUACAGUGAAAGGCAGAUUCAGAAAUGCAAAUGAUAGAACCUGUACAACCUAUUAUCUAUGCAAUGUUUUAAGUAGUGGAAGAGUAAUCCAAACGAAAUAUACCUGUCCUACAAACUCAAACUUUAAUCCAGCCAAACAACUUUGCGAUGUAGACUAUAAAUGUCCUUGCCCUUCAGUACCAGACACUACUAUAACCUCAACUUCUCCUACAGUCACAACCGAUGAAAAUAUAACUACUGAAGUUUCCACAGAGGACGAGAUAACAUCAAGUACAACAGUGACAACCGAUAGAAAUACUAAUCAAGACAACAACGAUAGUAGUACAUCAAAUACCGAGACAACAAAAAAUAUAACAAACACUUCAGAUAAUAAUACAAGUUCCAGCACAGAAUCUGAACUAACUUCGUCCACGACAGACUCAUCCACUAGUGGAUCCGAUAUAAUAACAUCGACUACCCCAGAAAUAACUACAACCGAAAAACAAGAAACACCUAUUGACGAGUGUUCCUAUAAUGAAGAUCCUGAUUACUUUACAUGUACAGUGAAAGGCAGAUUCAGAAAUGCAAAUGAUAGAACCUGUACAACCUAUUAUCUAUGCAAUGUUUUAAGUAGUGGAAGAGUAAUCCAAACGAAAUAUACCUGUCCUACAAACUCAAACUUUAAUCCAGCCAAACAACUUUGCGAUGUAGACUAUAAAUGUCCUUGUCCUUCAGUACCAGACACUACUAUAACCUCAACUUCUCCUACAGUCACAACCGAUGACAAUAUAACUACUGAAGUUUCCACAGAGGAGGAGAUAACAUCAACUACAACAGUGACAAACGAUAGAAAUACUAAUCAAGAUAACAACGAUAGUAGUACAUCAAAUACCGAGACAACAGAAAAUAUAACAAACACUUCAGAUAAUAAUACAAGUUCCAGCACAGAAUCUGAAAUAACUUCGUCCACGACAGACUCAUCCACUAGUGGAUCCGAUAUAAUAACAUCGACUACCCCAGAAAUAACUACAACCGAAAAACAGGAAACACCUAUUGACGAGUGUUCCUAUAAUGAAGAUCCUGAUUACUUUACAUGUACAGUGAAAGGCAGAUUCAGAAAUGCAAAUGAUAGAACCUGUACAACCUAUUAUCUAUGCAAUGUUUUAAGUAGUGGAAGAGUAAUCCAAACGAAAUAUACCUGUCCUACAAACUCAAACUUUAAUCCAGCCAAACAACUUUGCGAUGUAGACUAUAAAUGUCCUUGUCCUUCAGUACCAGACACUACUAUAACCUCAAUUUCUCCCACAGUCACAACCGAUGACAAUAUAACUACUGAAAUUUCCACAGAGGACGAGAUAACAUCAAGUACAACAGUGACAACCGAUAGAAAUACUAAUCAAGACAACAACGAUAGUAGUACAUCAAAUACCGAGACAACAGAAAAUAUAACAAACACUUCAGAUAAUAAUACAAGUUCCAGCACAGAAUCUGAACUAACUUCGUCCACGACAGACUCAUCCACUAGUGGAUUCGAUAUAAUAACAUCGACUACCCCAGAAAUAACUACAACCGAAAAACAGGAAACACCUAUUGACGAGUGUUCCUAUAAUGAAGAUCCUGAUUACUUUACAUGUACAGUGAAAGGCAGAUUCAGAAAUGCAAAUGAUAGAACCUGUACAACCUAUUAUCUAUGCAAUGUUUUAAGUAGUGGAAGAGUAAUCCAAACGAAAUAUACCUGUCCUACAAACUCAAACUUUAAUCCAGCCAAACAACUUUGCGAUGUAGACUAUAAAUGUCCUUGUCCUUCAGUACCAGACACUACUAUAACCUCAAUUUCUCCCACAGUCACAACCGAUGAAAAUAUAACUACUGAAGUUUCCACAGAGAACGAGAUAACAUCAAGUACAACAGUGACAACCGAUAGAAAUAAUAAUCAAGACAACAACGAUAGUAGUACAUCAAAUACCGAGACAACAGAAAAUAUAACAAACACCUCAGAUAAUAAUACAAGUUCCAGCAUCGAAUCUGAACUAACUUCGUCCACGACAGACUCAUCCACUAGUGGAUCCGAUAUAAUAACAUCGACUACCCCAGAUUUAACUACAACCGAAAAACAGGAAACACCUCUUGACGAGUGUUCUUAUAAUGAAGAUCCUGAUUACUUUACAUGUACAGUGAAAGGCAGAUUCAGAAAUGCAAAUGAUAGAACCUGUACAACUUAUUAUCUAUGCAAUGUUUUAAGUAGUGGAAGAGUAAUCCAAACGAAAUAUACCUGUCCUACAAACUCAAACUUUAAUCCAGCCAAACAACUUUGCGAUGUAGACUAUAAAUGUCCUUGCCCUUCAGUACCAGACACUACUAUAACCUCAACUUCUCCUACAGUCACAACCGAUGAAAAUAUAACUACUGAAGUUUCCACAGAGGACGAGAUAACAUCAAGUACAACAGUGACAACCGAUAGAAAUACUAAUCAAGACAACAACGAUAGUAGUACAUCAAAUACCGAGACAACAGAAAAUAUAACAAACACCUCAGAUAAUAAUACAAGUUCCAGCACCGAAUCUGAACUAUCUUCGUCCACGACAGACUCAUCCACUAGUGGAUCCGAUAUAAUAACAUCGACUACCCCAGAUUUAACUACAACCGAAAAACAGGAAACACCUAUUGACAAGUGUUCUUAUAAUGAAGAUCCUGAUUACUUUACAUGUACAGUGAAAGGCAGAUUCAGAAAUGCAAAUGAUAGAACCUGUACAACCUAUUAUCUAUGCAAUGUUUUAAGUAGUGGAAGAGUAAUCCAAACGAAAUAUACCUGUCCUACAAACUCAAACUUUAAUCCAGCCAAACAACUUUGCGAUGUAGACUAUAAAUGUCCUUGUCCUUCAGUACCAGACACUACUAUAACCUCAACUUCUCCUACAGUCACAACCGAUGACAAUAUAACUACUGAAGUUUCCACAGAGGAGGAGAUAACAUCAAGUACAACAGUGACAACCGAUAGAAAUACUAAUCAAGAUAACAACGAUAGUAGUACAUCAAAUACCGAGACAACAGAAAAUAUAACAAACACUUCAGAUAAUAAUACAAGUUCCAGCACAGAAUCUGAACUAACUUCGUCCACGACAGACUCAUCCACUAGUGGAUCCGAUAUAAUAACAUCGACUACCCCAGAAAUAACUACAACCGAAAAACAGGAAACACCUAUUGACGAGUGUACCUAUAAUGAAGAUCCUGAUUACUUUACAUGUACAGUGAAAGGCAGAUUCAGAAAUGCAAAUGAUAGAACCUGUACAACCUAUUAUCUAUGCAAUGUUUUAAGUAGUGGAAGAGUAAUCCAAACGAAAUAUACCUGUCCUACAAACUCAAACUUUAAUCCAGCCAAACAACUUUGCGAUGUAGACUAUAAAUGUCCUUGCCCUUCAGUACCAGACACUACUAUAACCUCAACUUCUCCUACAGUCACAACCGAUGAAAAUAUAACUACUAAAGUUUCCACAGAGGACGAGAUAACAUCAAGUACAACAGUGACAACCGAUAGAAAUACUAAUCAAGACAACAACGAUAGUAGUACAUCAAAUACCGAGACAACAGAAAAUAUAACAAACACCUCAGAUAAUAAUACAAGUUCCAGCACCGAAUCUGAACUAACUUCGUCCACGACAGACUCAUCCACUAGUGGAUCCGAUAUAAUAACAUCGACUACCCCAGAUUUAACUACAACCGAAAAACAGGAAACACCUAUUGACAAGUGUUCUUAUAAUGAAGAUCCUGAUUACUUUACAUGUACAGUGAAAGGCAGAUUCAGAAAUGCAAAUGAUAGAACCUGUACAACCUAUUAUCUAUGCAAUGUUUUAAGUAGUGGAAGAGUAAUCCAAACGAAAUAUACCUGUCCUACAAACUCAAACUUUAAUCCAGCCAAACAACUUUGCGAUGUAGACUAUAAAUGUCCUUGCCCUUCAGUACCAGACACUACUAUAACCUCAACUUCUCCUACAGUCACAACCGAUGACAAUAUAACUACUGAAGUUUCCACAGAGGACGAGAUAACAUCAAGUACAACAGUGACAACCGAUAGAAAUACUAAUCAAGACAACAACGAUAGUAGUACAUCAAAUACCGAGACAACAGAAAAUAUAACAAACACUUCAGAUAAUAAUACAAGUUCCAGCACAGAAUCUGAACUAACUUCGUCCACGACAGACUCAUCCACUAGUGGAUCCGAUAUAAUAACAUCGACUACCCCAGAAAUAACUACAACCGAAAAACAGGAAACACCUAUUGACGAGUGUACCUAUAAUGAAGAUCCUGAUUACUUUACAUGUACAGUGAAAGGCAGAUUCAGAAAUGCAAAUGAUAGAACCUGUACAACCUAUUAUCUAUGCAAUGUUUUAAGUAGUGGAAGAGUAAUCCAAACGAAAUAUACCUGUCCUACAAACUCAAACUUUAAUCCAGCCAAACAACUUUGCGAUGUAGACUAUAAAUGUCCUUGCCCUUCAGUACCAGACACUACUAUAACCUCAACUUCUCCUACAGUCACAACCGAUGAAAAUAUAACUACUAAAGUUUCCACAGAGGACGAGAUAACAUCAAGUACAACAGUGACAACCGAUAGAAAUACUAAUCAAGACAACAACGAUAGUAGUACAUCAAAUACCGAGACAACAGAAAAUAUAACAAACACCUCAGAUAAUAAUACAAGUUCCAGCACCGAAUCUGAACUAACUUCGUCCACGACAGACUCAUCCACUAGUGGAUCCGAUAUAAUAACAUCGACUACCCCAGAUUUAACUACAACCGAAAAACAGGAAACACCUAUUGACGAGUGUUCUUAUAAUGAAGAUCCUGAUUACUUUACAUGUACAGUGAAAGGCAGAUUCAGAAAUGCAAAUGAUAGAACCUGUACAACCUAUUAUCUAUGCAAUGUUUUAAGUAGUGGAAGAGUAAUCCAAACGAAAUAUACCUGUCCUACAAACUCAAACUUUAAUCCAGCCAAACAACUUUGCGAUGUAGACUAUAAAUGUCCUUGCCCUUCAGUACCAGACACUACUAUAACCUCAACUUCUCCUACAGUCACAACCGAUGAAAAUAUAACUACUAAAGUUUCCACAGAGGACGAGAUAACAUCAAGUACAACAGUGACAACCGAUAGAAAUACUAAUCAAGACAACAACGAUAGUAGUACAUCAAAUACCGAGACAACAGAAAAUAUAACAAACACCUCAGAUAAUAAUACAAGUUCCAGCACCGAAUCUGAACUAUCUUCGUCCACGACAGACUCAUCCACUAGUGGAUCCGAUAUAAUAACAUCGACUACCCCAGAUUUAACUACAACCGAAAAACAGGAAACACCUAUUGACGAGUGUUCUUAUAAUGAAGAUCCUGAUUACUUUACAUGUACAGUGAAAGGCAGAUUCAGAAAUGCAAAUGAUAGAACCUGUACAACCUAUUAUCUAUGCAAUGUUUUAAGUAGUGGAAGAGUAAUCCAAACGAAAUAUACCUGUCCUACAAACUCAAACUUUAAUCCAGCCAAACAACUUUGCGAUGUAGACUAUAAAUGUCCUUGUCCUUCAGUACCAGACACUACUAUAACCUCAACUUCUCCUACAGUCACAACCGAUGACAAUAUAACUACUGAAGUUUCCACAGAGGACGAGAUAACAUCAAGUACAACAGUGACAACCGAUAGAAAUACUAAUCAAGACAACAACGAUAGUAGUACAUCAAAUACCGAGACAACAGAAAAUAUAACAAACACUUCAGAUAAUAAUACAAGUUCCAGCACAGAAUCUGAACUAACUUCGUCCACGACAGACUCAUCCACUAGUGGAUCCGAUAUAAUAACAUCGACUACCCCAGAAAUAACUACAACCGAAAAACAGGAAACACCUAUUGACGAGUGUUCUUAUAAUGAAGAUCCUGAUUACUUUACAUGUACAGUGAAAGGCAGAUUCAGAAAUGCAAAUGAUAGAACCUGUACAACCUAUUAUCUAUGCAAUGUUUUAAGUAGUGGAAGAGUAAUCCAAACGAAAUAUACCUGUCCUACAAACUCAAACUUUAAUCCAGCCAAACAACUUUGCGAUGUAGACUAUAAAUGUCCUUGCCCUUCAGUACCAGACACUACUAUAACCUCAACUUCUCCUACAGUCACAACCGAUGAAAAUAUAACUACUAAAGUUUCCACAGAGGACGAGAUAACAUCAAGUACAACAGUGACAACCGAUAGAAAUACUAAUCAAGACAACAACGAUAGUAGUACAUCAAAUACCGAGACAACAGAAAAUAUAACAAACACCUCAGAUAAUAAUACAAGUUCCAGCACCGAAUCUGAACUAUCUUCGUCCACGACAGACUCAUCCACUAGUGGAUCCGAUAUAAUAACAUCGACUACCCCAGAUUUAACUACAACCGAAAAACAGGAAACACCUAUUGACGAGUGUUCUUAUAAUGAAGAUCCUGAUUACUUUACAUGUACAGUGAAAGGCAGAUUCAGAAAUGCAAAUGAUAGAACCUGUACAACCUAUUAUCUAUGCAAUGUUUUAAGUAGUGGAAGAGUAAUUCAAACGAAAUAUACCUGUCCUACAAACUCAAACUUUAAUCCAGCCAAACAACUUUGCGAUGUAGACUAUAAAUGUCCUUGCCCUUCAGUACCAGACACUACUAUAACCUCAACUUCUCCUACAGUCACAACCGAUGAAAAUAUAACUACUAAAGUUUCCACAGAGGACGAGAUAACAUCAAGUACAACAGUGACAACCGAUAGAAAUACUAAUCAAGACAACAACGAUAGUAGUACAUCAAAUACCGAGACAACAGAAAAUAUAACAAACACCUCAGAUAAUAAUACAAGUUCCAGCACCGAAUCUGAACUAUCUUCGUCCACGACAGACUCAUCCACUAGUGGAUCCGAUAUAAUAACAUCGACUACCCCAGAUUUAACUACAACCGAAAAACAGGAAACACCUAUUGACGAGUGUUCUUAUAAUGAAGAUCCUGAUUACUUUACAUGUACAGUGAAAGGCAGAUUCAGAAAUGCAAAUGAUAGAACCUGUACAACCUAUUAUCUAUGCAAUGUUUUAAGUAGUGGAAGAGUAAUCCAAACGAAAUAUACCUGUCCUACAAACUCAAACUUUAAUCCAGCCAAACAACUUUGCGAUGUAGACUAUAAAUGUCCUUGUCCUUCAGUACCAGACACUACUAUAACCUCAACUUCUCCUACAGUCACAACCGAUGAAAAUAUAACUACUGAAGUUUCCACAGAGGACGAGAUAACAUCAAGUACAACAGUGACAACCGAUAGAAAUACUAAUCAAGACAACAACGAUAGUAGUACAUCAAAUACCGAGACAACAGAAAAUAUAACAAACACCUCAGAUAAUAAUACAAGUUCCAGCACAGAAUCUGAACUAACUUCGUCCACGACAGACUCAUCCACUAGUGGAUCCGAUGUAAUAACAUCGACUACCCCAGAUUUAACUACAACCGAAAAACAGGAAACACCUAUUGACGAGUGUUCCUAUAAUGAAGAUCCUGAUUACUUUACAUGUACAGUGAAAGGCAGAUUCAGAAAUGCAAAUGAUAGAACCUGUACAACCUAUUAUCUAUGCAAUGUUUUAAGUAGUGGAAGAGUAAUCCAAACGAAAUAUACCUGUCCUACAAACUCAAACUUUAAUCCAGUCAAACAACUUUGCGAUGUAGACUAUAAAUGUCCUUGUCCUUCGGUAUCAGACACUACUAUAACCUCAACUUUUCCUACAGUCACAACCGAUGACAAUAUAACUACUGAAGUUUCCACAGAGGAGGAGAUAACAUCAAGUACAACAGUGACAAUAGAUAGAAAUACUAAUCAAGAUAACAACGAUAGUAGUACAUCAAAUACCGAGACAACAGAAAAUAUAACAAACACGUCAGAUAAUAAUACAAGUUCGAGCACAGAAUCUGAACUAACCUCGUCGACGACGGACUCAUUAACUAGUGGAUCCGAUACGUCAAUAUCGACUACACCAUAUUUAACUACAACCGAAAAACAGGAAACACCUAUUGACGAGUGUUCCUAUAAUGAAAAUCCUGAUUACUUUACAUGUACAGUGAAAGGCAGAUUCAGAAAUGCAAAUGAUAAAACUUGUACAACCUAUUAUCUAUGCAAUGUUUUAAGUAGUGGAAGAGUAAUCCAAACGAAAUAUACUUGUCCUACAAACUCAAACUUUAAUCCAGCCAAACAACUUUGCGAUGUAGACUAUAAAUGUCCCUGUCCUUCAGCAUCAGAAACUACCAUAACCUCAACUUCUCCUACAGUCACAACCGAUGACAACAUAACUACUGAAGUUUCCACAGAGGAGGAGAUAAUAUCAAGUACAACAGUGACAACCGAUAGAAAUAAUAAUUCAGAAAAUUCUACGUCUAUAUCAACAGUAACGACGAUUUCUGAAGGCUGUCAUUAUGAAGAAGAUCCAAAUUAUUUUACUUGUACAUCAUCAGGUAGUUUCCCCAAUAAUAACGACCGAAGUUGUGGUACCUAUUUCUACUGCAUAAAUGUUCUAGAUCCGAUACUUAUCAUUAAGUCGAAAUAUUCCUGUUACCAAAAUACUUACUUUAACCCUGAAACACAAAUAUGUGAGGCGGAGUAUUUAUGUCCAUGUAACACUAGUUUUCCGGACAGUUCUUCUGUUAUACCUGGAUUAAGUACAACAGAACUUAGUACAUUAUUUCCGACGGGUAAAGUAACUACGGAAGAAACUAGUUUGGAUUCCGCCACAACAGAAGCAGCGCAAAGUGAUAUUUGUAUUUAUGAAGAAGAUCCAGAUUAUUUUACCUGCACAACGUCCGGAAGUUUUCCUAAUUAUAAUGACAGAAGUUGCAAAACAUAUUUUUAUUGCGUAAAUAUUCUUGAUCCAAUACUUAUAAUAAAGUCACAGUAUACGUGUGAUAAAGACACCUACUUUAAUCCCUUAACGAAAACCUGUGAAGCUGAAUAUGUAUGCCCUUGUAUUGGUCGGUCCAGCAGUACAAGCGACAUAACACAAACAACUGGGCCAACGACCAUAACUACUACACAAGUAACAACGUCAAAGGAAAUAGGUACUGAUAAAACCACUGCUUCAGUUACAUUUAGCACUAGUGUAUCGGAAUUAACUGACUCGGAGUAUAAUAGUACCAUAAGUCAUCAACCGAUGACCUCCACUGAAUCGAUAUCCAGUACUACACAAGGAGAGAAAUGUUUCUAUAAUGAUGAUCCCAAUUACUUUAUAUGCAGCGUAAAAGGAAGAUUUAGGAACGAAAAUGACAGAAGCUGCCAAACUUAUUAUCUUUGCAACGUUUUAAGUAGUGGAAGAAUUAUUCAAACUAAAUAUAGUUGUCCUACAAAUUCGUUCUUUAAUGAAGAGAAGCAGUUGUGUGACGUAUCCUAUAAAUGUCCCUUUAAAGAUAACCUUAUGGUAAAGAUAACUCAAAAAGACUCAAAGAUAAUUUUGUGUCAGCGAAAGGUCCCUUUAGAAAAACGUGGCAUUAUAUCUAAAUGUAAAUGUUCUACAGAGUGGUUAAGCAAUUGGGAUACAGUUGAGAAACCUGAUAAAAUAUUCAGAAUUUGUUUGAAUCCUAGAGAUUUAAACCAAGCAUUUAAAAAGGAAUGUGGUUUAAUACCUAUUAUUGAAAAGAUAUGCAGUAAUUUAAAAAACAAAUGUUAUUAUUCUAUUUAA